AUGCGCGAAGAAGAACCGAUCGUGAAGAAGAAAAGGAACGGGUCGGACGAGAUCACUGCUUUCAGUGACCGGUAUGAAGAGUUUCAGAAGCUGAACACAGAAGUUUUGGGUGUAUCUGUGGACAGUGUGUUUUCCCACCUUGCAUGGGUUCAAACCGACAGGAAGUCUGGGGGUCUCGGUGAUUUAAACUAUCCAUUAAUUUCUGAUGUGACCAAAUCGAUUUCAAAAUCAUACGGCGUGCUCAUUCCCGAUCAGGGAAUUGCAUUAAGAGGGCUAUUUAUCAUUGACAAGGAGGGAGUUAUUCAACACUCGACGAUCAAUAACCUGGCCAUUGGCCGUAGUGUUGAUGAAACACUCAGAACUCUUCAGGCUUUGCAAUAUGUGCAAGAGAACCCGGAUGAGGUGUGCCCGGCUGGAUGGAAGCCCGGCGACAAGUCAAUGAAACCCGACCCGAAGCUCAGCAAGGAAUACUUUUCCGCGAUUUAG
Striga hermonthica is the source of this 486-nucleotide messenger RNA. The record is from the annotation of a GenBank genome assembly. Lineage: Eukaryota; Viridiplantae; Streptophyta; Magnoliopsida; Lamiales; Orobanchaceae.